Vidua chalybeata is the source of this 1124-nucleotide messenger RNA. Its product is annotated as transcription initiation factor TFIID subunit 4-like. The coding region runs from base 1 to 855 and encodes 284 amino acids. The transcript is spliced from 2 exons. The record is from RefSeq and is a predicted model, not a curated record. Lineage: Eukaryota; Metazoa; Chordata; Aves; Passeriformes; Viduidae.
AUGGGGGUCGCGGUGGGCUGUGGGGCGCGGUGCGGCGCGUUCCCCGCCGCGCGGUACGGAGCGGCGCGCUCCCCGCGGUACGGAGCGGCGCGCUCGGAGCGGCGCGGAGCGGCGCGGUGCGUUCCCCGCCGUGCGGUGCCCGCGGUGCGCUCCCCGCCCGGGCGCGGCGCUCGGCCCUGGCAGCGCUGGGGCCGCCGCGGCUGCUGCGCCUGCGGCCGCCGCCGAUGUCGCACCAUUUGGCUGUCACCCUGUCGCAAAGGCGUCGGUGCUUUGCGGCUCUCGGCGCACGUGACUGUGCGGGGAGGAAGAGCGGGAUCCCUCGGAAGCGGAGAGCGGCGCGCGCCCCCCGGCAGCGCCUCCCUCGCGCGGGCCGGGCGGCGCGAGGCGCCCAGCGCGGGAAGGCGGGCGCGAGGCCCCUCAGCCCCUCGCGCCCCUCAGCCCCUCGCGCCCCUCAGCCCCUCGCGCCCCUCAGCCCCUCGCUCCCCUCAGCCCCUCGCUCCCCUCGGCCCCGCGGCCGCCUCGCCACCUCCCUCCUUGCACGCUCCGCUGGUUGCGCUUCCCCAUCCGUUAGGCUCCUGUCUCGGAAUCCUGUCGUUUCCUCCUGUGGUGGCGGUGUUCGGGGGGCGUGUGGCACAUUCCUGGUGUUGGGGGCUGCAGGGGCUCGGCUCUCCCGGGCCCAGGAGACAGGUGAAGCCCUCAGUUUGUUGGGUAGCGAAGGCAGGUAGCUCAGGAAGGAGAGUUCACGCUUGUCUCAAGCAGCCACCUGCCGCCCUGGGGACCUGGAGCAGUGGCCCAGGAGGUUGUGAGUGCUCUGACAAGGAAGGAAUGAACAGCUUAUCUUAUCAAGAUUUAUAGUCAAUAGCUUCUGUACUCUUGUGAAGAAGACAUCUGCUGUGCAAAUAGCAAGGUUAAAGUGAUUGCACAUGAAGUAAAUACAAACUUCAGCUAGUAUUUCAUCCUGAAAACCAGUCUGAACAAUACUUAGAUAACUUCAUGUAAUGAAAGCCCUUUCAUAAUCUUGACCCAUAUACAAUUUUUGUCAAAUCCAAGGUCAGAUAGAAUUUAAAAAAUAAGCUUUAUUUCAACUUCUGUAACCAUGAUUUCACAAUUGUAAGCAUGCUCUU